This is a messenger RNA of Owenia fusiformis, 10134 nucleotides long. Lineage: Eukaryota; Metazoa; Annelida; Polychaeta; Sabellida; Oweniidae. The record is from the annotation of a GenBank genome assembly.
GGAGUCGAAAUUCUUGGCCAAUUAUUUAUGAUGCCUCCUACAAUUAUUGGGGUAGUCAAGAUCUUCAGUCUAUUCAGAAUGGCAUUUUGGAUCACCAAAGACGAUACAAUUUUUAUGUAACACUGGAUAUUCUUCCCUACUUCAAUGACGGUAGCAUGACCACCACGAGUAACGAGACAGAAUCUAUAUUUUCUAGAACAAAUGGCAAUGUGAUUGGUGGCGCCAUUACAGAACAUUUGACGCUUGAUAUGACAGAGUACAAAAUCACGGACGAUUUACAUGUUUACCCGAAUGUUACCCUGACGAUAGUGGCUGGAACAAAGCUAAUAUUUGAUGACUAUAUUGGCAUGAUUGUGCAAGGAAAACUCAUAGCCGAGGGAUCAUCGACGGAUCAAAUCGUCAUGAACGCCAGUAUAGGUUGGAUGGGGAUACGGUUUUCUCUUUCUGCAGAACGGAGCACUCUUCGUCAUAUCAUAUUUGACAAUUGUGGCAAACAAGAUGUCAGUCAAUCACCACCGGGUUGUAUUAUCAGCGAUAUUGGUAAACAUAGCAUGAACCACUUGAUAUUCAAAAAUUGUUAUUCUAGCUACGCCAUUGAUUUGUACCAUUCCGACCCUGUGUAUACAACAGACGUUCAUGAUGUUCAGUCAAAUAAAGGUGUUCGUAUUCGUAGUUUGGAUACUAGAUUAACAGAUUCGAUUUUUAAUGAUGCUCUAGAGGCAGUUCGAAUUGAUCCGGAUGUAGGGUACAGUGCUCGAUCCCAAGUAUAUUUUCUAAGACAGGGUUCGCUAUACAAUUGUCACCAAAACUGGAAUCCCACUGAAGAUUUAUUCAUUUCUACCUCUGAGACAAUCGUCCUAUAUAAAAUGAGUUAUAGACCAUGCUUCUCUGGUAGAAAUGUCACUAUCACCACUUUGCCAAAUAGCAGAUUAUCAUUUCAACUUAUUAACAUUUUCGAAUAUCAUGGUGAAAGUGUAAUCAGAAUUCAUAAUGAUGGUUCAACAACAGAAAUUACACCUAAUUCCUUGAGAACAUGGGUUACUUCUACCAACAACGAACUAGAGUUUAAUUUUUCAGGAUGUAGUUCAGCAUAUUACUGUCGUUUUAUCGCUAUUAUCACGAGUGUUGAACGCGAAAGUAUCACUCCAUUCAAGCAAUCUCCAGUGAUUGAAAUUCGGAACAUAACUUCAGUAAAUCACCGCAGUUAUGGAAUGUACAUUAGGAAUGUUAUGAAUAAUAACAACCGCAUCAAUCCAUGGAAUUAUUUUGGAAAACAUUCAAUGAUUCAUACUGUUCCAUUCCAUGCUAGAAUUGUAAACUCAUUCUUUGAGAGUCCAACUCGUAACUCCGAGUACGGUAUUUAUAUAAAAAUAGAAAGGUACAUUUCCAAAAAUGGUCAACCAUUUCAGGAUUCGAAUCUACAGAUUAAAGAUGUCAUUAUUGACAACUCAAACUAUGGAAUUUAUGUUCGUAAACGUGGGGGACGUCAAGGCGAUAUGGUUUUGAAUGUGAACAAAGUACAAGUGAGCAAUGCACAAUAUGGAAUGAAGUUUUACCACUAUGAUCACGAUAUUGAUGACAAAGAAUUUCGCAAUCCCAAUGUACAUAUUGAAAACAGUUCGUUUUCGUAUUGUUCCUUAUAUGGUUUUUACUUCUAUGGAGAUCAAGCGAUGUUUGAAAUAAACAACAAUAUAUUCCAUGACAACGACAACAUACUUGAUAUAUUUGGAAAAGAAAAGAAUCUGACCUUGUGCGAUAAUUUGAUAUAUGACAAUAGAGGAGGUAUACGCUUCGGAAUGACAGAGCAUGCCUACAUGAAUAUCUCUUCACCAACAACAAAGUUCUUUGGAAAUAUCAUUGAGAAUAAUACAGCUACAGGUAACUGUUUUAUAAACAUUAAAGGUGUACAGAAUAUACGUUUUCAAAACAAUGUGUUGAACAAUCCAUCAGUAAAUCAAGAGAUUUGCAUAAAAUCACGCUCCAAUGGCAUGGGAAACCUUCUUGACUUUCGCGAGAAUUUCUGGGGCACUAUAGAGUCUUCUGCAAUAGAAAAGAGGAUAACUCACUUCGCAGACUCAAGCAGAUAUGCUAAAGUUGAGUACAUGCCCUAUUUAGAUAAACAAAAUGGUGUCCUAUUGUCUCCAGUUGAUUGUCCAUUCUCAUUCACACCGCCUACAAUAGGAGGGAUACUUUGUUCAGACACUACACUACUCCAAAACGAAAGAUACACCUCUGAAGGUGACAUAAUAGUUCCUCGUGGAAUGAUUUUAACAGUCGGUCCUGGUACAAAAAUACUGUUCAGUCGCGGCAGCAGAAUGCUUAUCCUCGGUACUCUACAUGCAGAAGGUAACUAUUCAGACCCAGUCUUAUUUUCUUCCUUAAGCAAGUGGAACGGGAUUUAUUUCUCGGUGACAGAGAGCCAGCAGCGAUCAAUUCUAACUAAUGUAAUGCUCGGCAAUGUUCGCAGUUCUGGGAAUAUAGGCAGCAGCCCAGUAGUUACAAUAGUUGGUAAACCACCGAGGAUGACUGCAAUCAAUAUAGAUUGUACACGUAACAGUUACCCAAGUGAUGGUCUUGUUGCGUUCAAUAUUUCUGAUAGGAUGAAAAUAUCACAUGCCUCAAUACAGAAUUGUGAUGGUUCAGCCAUAAAACUAUCCCAUCUAGGAUUUCCUUAUAGAAACAUUCUAGAACAAUAUCACAACAUCAAAGAUGAAAUCUAUGGUAUUCCAAAUAUGUGUGACUACAACGUCAAAACGUUUGAAGUGAAUGGAGCAAUAAUGGCUGUCUUUGCAUAUGGUGACGGAUAUCAAUAUCCAAAUGAAAUGAUUUGUGCAAAAACAUUUACUUCUAUUAAUGGAAAAAAUCUUAAUUUUCGAACCAUACACCAUUCGAACUUAACAUCAUUUCUCCUGCAAGCCUACAACGGAAGAAAUCUGAUACCAAGCGAGGAAUUCCUGUCUGAGAGAGUUCCUUCAGUUGAAGUUCACACGACGAAUCAAGUAACAUUCACCAUGCGACUGAUGAUGACUAGGGAAGGGAAUUCAAAUUAUGCUGUAGAAGUGUACGAGGUUGACCAUUUGUUCAAAGAGUUCCCAAAACAGCGAGUCACAAUUGAAAGUAGUAUCAUCACAAAUAAUGGCGACGGUGUCAAAGCGGUUUUAACUGGAUCAUCCACCCCAGAUAUUCAUAUUGAAAGAUCUACAUUCAUGUCAAAUUAUAAAAGUAUUAACAUAGUUUCUGAAAAUAGCUCCAUUACUAUCAAUCAUAACCAAUUCAAGAAAAAUAAAUGGAUAGCAAAUAUUCAAUCUGAGUCGAACAAUGGUAACUCCAAAAUUCUUCUAGCUUAUAACAACAUCACGCAAAACACUGGGCAGACUCUUGUUUAUAUCAAAGAUAAAUCUGAAAAUUUGACGGACAGUGGAAACUUUUAUAUUCUCGAUAAUGACAUCACAAACAACGCGGAUGAAACACUUUUGAAUGAGACAACAAUGCCAAUAAUCUGGAUUGAUGACAUAGAUGGUACAAUUAAAGGAAACAGUUUUGUUAACAAUAGGGGAAGUAAGCUUAUAUGGUGGAAACAAAGACAAGAAGCAUCGUUAUUCACUAAAAACCUUGUUCGGAACAACAUCGGUGAACAACCCAGUGAUAAAAUUACGAUUAUAGCGCAAGGUGUGAAUACCAAAUACAUCAAUAACUGGUUGGAAAACCCAGCAAAUGCAUUUGAGAUGACGUCAGUGAUUGGUUAUCCAACAGUGCAAGCAGCGAGAAAUUGGUGGGGAAGUAGUAUGUCCACAGUAGAUGUCGCUGCUAGAUUACGUAGUACUAAUAUUGACCAAUCCCUUCCUGGUUUUCAAAUCAAGCCCAUUGCGCAGUCUCCUAAGCAAAUAUUAGGGUGUUCAACGAGUUACUGUCCCCGAUAUACUGGAUGCGUCGCAUGUAGCAACCAGAUUGGAUGUGGAUGGUGUGACACUUCACAACAAUGCAUGCCUGGUGGAGGAGACGCCCCAACAUUAACUACCUGUCCAGCUUGGUUUUAUUUCAAUUGCCUAACCACAAAAGAACGUUCGGUUUGUUCUAAGGAAAUACAGAUAAUGGACUGCAAUGGGAAACAAUGUGAUGGUGAAAACAAUCCCUACUACACACAAGAAAAAUGCAACCGCUGUAUAGACAUCGAAAACUGUUUCAUUGAGAAUAAUCCGUUGAGUGAUUGCAAAGUUUGGAACACCACAAGAUGUCCCGAUGGACUUCUCAAUAUCGACUAUACACACACAAGGUUUGAUAAAACUGUUUCAAAGAAUGGCGUUGUGUUUUUGGAUCCGAAAGUAACGCCACUUUUGAGAUGUCCAACAAAAACUGUUGAUGUCAUCGUUGUCUUUGAUGUGGUAUCCCUUCCACGGUAUAAUUCAAUGGCUAUAGUGUCGCCACAGGCAGGUGGAAUAGCACAUCGAAUACAGUCAUACAAGUUCUCCGAGUAUUCUUCAGGAACAUUUACAAUAAUGUCUGGUAAACCGGCAUCUUUGAAUGAUUUGGUAACCUACUCUGAUUUCAACGAACCUGUUGAACUUCGACCGGUGAAUGACAUACUAAUUGACGAACUGGAAACUGAAGACGAUUUACUUGAUCAACUGAGGGACAUGAGAGAUGCAGGGAGUAGAGUUUUCUUUACUGAUGAAAAUAUGUUUCGUUGUCUGGGGGAGCGUAUGGAUGAUUCUGCGUCGUUUGUGAUUGUAAUACCAAAUAGUGCUGAUAACAAAGCUUAUGAAAUAGGAGAUGUUUUAGUUGGAACGCCACUUGGAUACAUCGAAAGCGUUACAUCUGUUGUCCAGGAUUCCAAAAUGAGAAUUGCUAAGACAAGACUGACACAGUGUACAAGGCAAUUGAUGUUUAAUGCUGGUAUCAUCACUCGGAAUGAAUACAAACCACACCUGAAUUGUUUAUCUGGGGAACAGAACCUUUAUGGCGGUACAGUUAUGCCUUCCUACGAGUCGCAGAAUGUAGUCGAGGGGUCUUUUAUACAAGGACGGGGAACACAGCAAUUUUCAGCUAAGGUACUCGACAAAUAUUCAAAUAAUCAACAUAACUUUUACGUCAUGACAAAUGUUGUAGCAGUUAAAAAUGACAGCUCAGUUGAAACAGAAAUACUAAAGCUUUCUAGAAGAAAACGUCAAACGACUACCAGUUAUUCUGAGAAAAUUGCAGUUACUAUGAAGAAAAACAUACAAAUUAAACCCUCCAAACACAAAGGACAUAGUGGUAAUUAUAAACUAACAGUCAAAUACGACGCUGGUGUGACGCUGUCACAGACUGUGACAUCUGAAAAGCCACUUAAAUCCACUCUUGGUGUUAAUCUUGAUGGGAAAUUUAACUACGAUCUUAGAAAUACCAUUAGAUGGGAACAUAAGAACACCUACACUCGUGAAAUGUCACUUUUCAAGAAGUUUAAACAAGUGAAGAAAGAGGUGUAUCUGCAAAUUGGGAGCGACUUGUUUGUCCCAGCGAAGCUCGUAAUGAACUCAAUAUUGAAGUACUCAGCGAAGUCACAGAAUGCUGGUGGAAGGGAUUUGAGAUCAUCUGCAUCAAACAAUGUUGGAGUUGGGGUUGGGUUCUACAAGGCGUCUGGAACUUCUCAUUUCGCAAACGUGAACCUUGAUAUUCAAAAACCUGUACAGGAAGGACCGUAUUUAUUAGACAAUAAAGCAGGGUCAAUUGAUGUGAAAUCAAUUCUUCAAAACACACUGACGUUCACAUAUCCCUCGGGAAAUACUGCGCAACCGGAGGAACAAGAAUGCCCAGCAGAGAUUCUUGGGAAUCAAUUUUGUGAAGAUGAAGGUGAAACAGUGACGGACUUCAAAGUGUCCUUUAAUUUGCCCAUACAUUUGGAUGGGAUCAUUGAUUCGUGUUCAGACUACUGCAACCAAUGUGGAGAGAGUCAGGGUUUUGUAGAUACUGCAUCUGGAAUAGGGGAAAUAACCGGGUUUGUAAAAGCCUCUAGCUUUACAAACUUAGAUGAACAUUUCAAAUCAGAUGGAAACUUAAUAACUGCAAGGCAGUGCUUCAAAACACCUUCCCAGUGUUUUGUAGCCCCAAACACACAGUGUUGUAAAUGUCAAGAAGACAACGGUGUUAUCAUGAAUGGUAAAUGUAUUUGUGACACAUGUCCUGGUGGUAUUAUGAAAGAACAAAUAGGAGGCAGUGGGGAACCGGUAUGUAGUUGUGAGUGUACUGACGGAUCUGUGUCACAACUUCUUCCAGAUGGCAGAUGUGAUUGCCCAUGUACAUGUGCUGAUGGUAGUAUCUCCAACAUGGAUCAGAAUGGAACAUGUUCGUGCGGCUGCAUGUGUAAUAAUUGCCAGCACUCUGUAAUUACUCAGAAUGGAUGCCAUUGUCCCGAUGAUUUAUGUCCUACGUGUGAUGUCAACGAGGAAGUCAUUUGGCGUAACUGUGAAUGUUCAUGUGUUGCUAAACAUCCAUGCGGAAUCGCACCCGGCUGUGUCCCAGGCCGAAGAGGAGAAAGUUGCGACCAACCAGAAUGUGGAACAUGUCAAGAUUGUUCUGGAAACGGGUUUUGUACAGCUUCCCUGGACAGUUGUUCAUCUAGCUGCCAAUGUGGUGCCCAAUGGAGAGGAGCAUGCUGUGAGUUCAGAAUACCAACUGCAGGAGGAGGCGAUCCUCAUCUUCAAACUCUAGAUGGUGUGCGAUAUGACUUCCAUGGCAUAGGUGAGUUUUGGGAUUGCAAGAGCGAGGCCAAUGCUUUUGGUAUUCAGACACGAAUGUUUGGAUAUCGCAACGCAUCUCUCAUCGGAGGGGUGGCGAUUAAAGCGGGUGAGAACAUUGUGACGCUGGUGACACAUCAACCAGCAGAUGAGAGCACAUUACCAGUUAUAAGAUUAAAUGGUGAAGUUGUUGAUGUUGCAAAUCAAACAGUAGAUUACAAGAUAAGUGAUGACGUACAUAUGGUAAUAACUAAUAGCAACGGCAGUGAUGACAGUGUCAUGUUGGUAACUCUUCAAUAUAAUACAGGUGUAAUGGUCAGUACAUAUCUUAGAUACAGUGCUAAGAUGAAGCGGCAGUAUUUGAAUCUGGUCCUUCAGCUAACAGCUGCAUUCUCUGGAAAGACAUCGGGUCUAUGUGGCCUCAUGGAUGAUGAUCAAAGCAAUGACUUCACUGGUGCAGAUGGAAAGUUGUACAACACAACCUCUGUUAUACAAUUUGUUGAAUCAUGGAGAGUUGGGGGUUCCAAAGAGAAUACUUCUGGACUACAAGGUUCCUGGACAUGGACGUCAUCUAACUUCCACAACCUUGACAUACUCGGUCCAAGCUACACCGAUACAACACUGUAUUCCCCAGUAUAUGACAUACGGGAAUUUCCUGAUUACCAAAUUAAUGCAAGUCGAGAAAUAUGUUCAUCUAAGAAAAUCAGUGAUGAAAGGCUACUAGAGGAAUGCAUCUUUGAUGUCUUAGUAACUGAAGAUGCAACGUUUUCUACACAAGAGUAUCUGAAAUCAGACUGCCCGGGUCAAUGUAGUGGAAGGGGCGAAUGUAUAAACUCAACAUGUCAGUGUACAUCAGGAUGGGAAGGUGACGCCUGUGACAUUGGUAUGUGUAAUGAUCCCUGUAUCCAUGGAAACUGUUCCCUUGGAUUCUGUACCUGUAUUGCCGGAUGGGAUGGUCCAACAUGUAAUGAAUUAGCUAAUUGCAGUGCCGUGGAUAAUUGUACAGAUAUGGACCACGGCCACUGUGUGAAACACAACGUGUGCAAAUGCCAGUUGGGAUUCACAGGGACCAAUUGCAGUGAGAUAGCUGUUUGCUUCAAAGUGAACAACUGCACCAACAAUGGUAUUUGCGUUGACCAUGGCGUAUGCAAGUGUGACGUAGGGUGGAUGGGAAAUGAGUGCGACAAGCCCUCAUGUGAAAUACUCAACUAUUGCAAUGAGCACAACCAACAAGGUACUUGCCAGGGAUAUGACAUUUGUUCAUGCGACGAUGGCUGGAGAGGAACAUCGUGUUCAAAGCCAGUAUGUUCGCAAGUGUCGGACUGCUCCGGACAUGGAGUGUGUCAUUCACCAAAUGUUUGCCGUUGUGACCAAGGAUUCUAUGGUGAAUCCUGCAAAGACACUAUAGAUUGUCCAGAAUUAGAUCAUUGUUCUGGACAUGGGAUAUGUGUGCAAGAUGGAAGUAACAAAACGUGCAUUUGUGAUACUGGCUUCACUGGAGCUCAUUGCGAAGAUGUGGACUGUUCUAGCCUGAAUAACUGUUCCGACCAUGGCGUGUGUACUCAACCAAAUAUCUGCACGUGUGAGGACGACUAUACAGGCGAUGGCUGCUCACGUUGGUCCUGCAAAUGGCUACUUUAUUGUUCGGGAAAUGGCAACUGCACGGAGAUGAACAAUUGCACGUGUAAUGCCGGAUGGUCGGGGGCAUUAUGUGAUAUCGCUGACUGCUCUCUGAGAAAUAACUGUUCAAACAAUGGUUUUUGCGAAGCUCCUAAUAUCUGUACAUGUUCAGGAACAUUCGAUGGAAUGAAUUGUGAUACGGACAUUGGACCUAAUAAUCAUGUCCCUGUCUUUACUGCUACUUAUUACACUGGUGUUGUACCAGAGGAGUCGCCUAUUGGGACGAAUAUUCAUUUUGAGAGUAAAUUAAACGCAACUGAUGAAGACACGGGAAGAAACGCGAAAUUAAAUUUUAGAUUUUCCGAGCCAAAUGGACUGUUUCUAAUUGAUAGAAACACUGCUGAGAUUAAAACGGCGGUAGAGUUUGACAGAGAGACAAUGGCGAAUGAUACAAUGAUAAUUGAAGUUAUUGUUGAGGACAGUGGAUCUCCAUCGAAAUCUUCUAGUGCAACGAUUACGAUUCAAGUUACAGAUAUUAAUGAUAACCAACCAGAGGUUGAUGACGCACCAAAUAAGCCGAUAUUCGUGAAAUUAUUCAACUCCACACAGGUCGAGUUCGUUACAACCAUACGUGCCACUGAUCCUGACAGCGAGGAAAACGGCAGAGUUAAUUAUUACAUCCACACUACGACUGAUCAAGAUGCCAAAGAUCUAUUCACAAUAGAUUCUUCAACGGGAGUUGUUCACGUUGACCCAUCGUCUGGUAAAAUACAAUGGAAAGUCUACCGUUUAUGGGUUGUUGCAGCCGACAAUGGUCCAAGUACCACAUUACGCAGUGUUCACCUCGUAGAAGUUUCCUUAUAUGGAGAUUUCUACAUCGUCUACACGAACCCCCCUCCAGUAUCUACAACAACAGUGACCACGCCAUCACUGACAACAGUUGACUUGACAACGCUUACGUCAUCCCUGGCAACAACGACCACAACAAACGAGGUAGCAAUAACAGAAAUAUACAGAUGCGAUGAUGGCGAGCUUGUGAUUGGCGGCGUCUGCACAAGUUCAUGGUUAGUUAUCGGGGUACCAGCUGGUGUAUGCUUCCUGCUAUUGUUGACGGCAAUAUGCAUAGUUAUUGUGGUCAUCCGUAAAAGAAAAGGACACAAGGGAAAACAAGUUGACGGAAAUAGAGAGACGGGCUACGACAACCCAGCAAUGGAACGUGAUGCAUUGUACAUGACUAGCUUGUCCAGCACGGGCCGUGAAAACCAAUUUAAGAAUCCCUCAUGGAAAGGAAGUGAUAGGUACAUAUCCUCUCGCUCUAAUCACCGCGAUACACAUGUAUAUCGCGACUUGAAUAGUGACCGUAUGGAUCGUUUACCAUCGCCAUAUGAUCAUGGCGAUUCUGCACAUGUUUAUCAGAACUUACAACAGCUAGGGAGUAGCGACCUCGAUGUACGUACGAUGAGUGGCCAGGCCAGCGUUAGUAAUCUCUCAGUAAAGGAGGAUUUCAAAAUUCCAAGACCAAACGUUCAGAAGACACCGAUGUACACAUUCAAGCGUUAGAAAUGUGACAUUAAUUACAUGUAACGUGAGAUCAUUGACCAAUACAGCCGGCGCCACAUGAACAGUGGGUGCUCACACAAUGAAAAUCAAUAAAGAGUAGCUAACGACGGAACAUGUUUAUAAUUUGCUAACCAAGAGAACACUGUAGAAGUUGAACUAUACGGGGUGUCAAAUAAAUAUUGCCCCCCCCCCCCUUAGUUUCAAAAAUAUGAACUUAUAUGCAUAAACGUGCAUCUAGUUG